Messenger RNA from Chlamydomonas reinhardtii, 2717 nucleotides. RefSeq lists its product as uncharacterized. Gene Ontology annotation, molecular function: ATP binding; microtubule binding; microtubule motor activity. Lineage: Eukaryota; Viridiplantae; Chlorophyta; Chlorophyceae; Chlamydomonadales; Chlamydomonadaceae. The transcript has 8 exons. The record is from RefSeq and is a predicted model, not a curated record. Gene Ontology annotation, biological process: microtubule-based movement. The coding region runs from base 136 to 2079 and encodes 647 amino acids.
GCAUUUUGAUGGCUGUUAGUUAGCAGCAUUACUUUAGGCGCAUGUGUAGUCUCUCACGGACUGUUCAACCUUCAAAGGCAAUGUCGUUGUAGAGGCCUAGCCUGUUCUGAGCAGCUCGCAACCAACACUCACGCCAUGGUUAGCUCAUCAGUAGCUCGUGGGCUGGAGGAUGCGGGGCUCAAGCGCUUUGUCCCCGCAUUCAGUGGAGUUUCAGACCAGGCGUUCCUGGGGCUCAUGAUGAGCGACUAUGCUUCCUACGGCGUUGUAGAGCUUGAAGAUAAGCAGCGGCUCUUCAGGCUUAUCAAAUCUAUCGCGGCGUCUGUGAAGUCGUCGGAUGCUCCGGCUCCAGCGCUCGAGAAGCCGAAUGCGCUGAUCGAUCUUGAUGAGAAUGACGGGGAUCUACUGGCCGACGCCGGCGUCAACUUUCAGCUGUCGCCCCUCGCGAACCAGAACCCAAAGGCGCCCGUGCCAUCCGGGGGUGGGGGCGUGCCACCAUCCGAAGGAGAGGACCCGCCCAAAAUCCGUGUCGUCGUGCGCAAGCGCCCCAUCAGCAAAAAGGAGCGGGAGCGCGGCGAUGACGACGUGGUGGACGUGCUGGCCAAAAACAACACCGUCGUGGUGAACGAGGAGAAGGUCAAGGUGGACCUGACCAAGUACCUGGAAAAGCACGCGUUCAAGUUUGACGAGUCGCUGGACGAGAACGUGAGCAACGAGGCCGUGUACCAGCUCACGGUGGGGCCGCUGGUGCGAACGCUGUUCCGCAACGGCCGCGCCUCAUGCUUCGCGUACGGCCAGACGGGCAGUGGCAAGACGUACACCAUGUCGCCGCUGCCCAUCCGCGCCUCCGCCGACAUCUUCACCUUCAUGGCGCAGCAGCAGUACCGGGACAUCAGCCUGUGCGUGUCGUGCUUUGAGAUCUACGGCAACAAGGUGUUCGACUUGCUCAACGCACGCAAGAAGCUGAACAUCCUGGAGGACGGCAAGAAGAAGGUGGUGGUGGUGGGGCUCAAGGAGUUUGGCGUGGACGACGUGGACGGUGUCAAGGCGCUGAUCGAGGAGAGCGCCAAGAACCGCUCCACCGGCUCCACCGCCGCCAACGCCGACUCGUCGCGCUCGCACUCCAUCAUGCAGUUCGCGCUCAAGCGGGCCGCGCCCGCGCCGGCCGGCGGCUUUCGGCGCGGCGAGGAUGCGCCUGAGCCGCGCGUGGUGGGGAAGAUCUCGUUCAUCGACCUGGCGGGCAGUGAGCGUGGAGCCGACACAUUUGACAACAACCGUCAGACGCGGCUGGAGGGCGCGGAAAUCAACAAGUCGCUGCUGGCGCUCAAGGAGUGCAUCCGCGCGCUUGACAGCGAUGCGCGCCACGUGCCGUUCCGCGGCUCCAAGCUCACGGCGGUGCUGCGUGACUCGUUUGUGGGCGACCAGGCGCGCACGGUCAUGAUCGCCAACAUCUCGCCCUGCUCCAGCAGCGUGGAGCACACCCUCAACACGCUGCGAUACGCGGACCGCGUCAAGGAGUUGCGCAAGGACAAGGCGGACCGCACGCCCGGUGGCGUGACCCCGGGUGACGACGCCUAUUAUGCGGCGGUGGCGCGCGCGGCGGGGCCCGGGCAAGCGGCGGCGCCCGCACCGGAGCGGGAGCGGGAGCGCGCGGACCUGCAGCGGGAACGGGACCGCGAGCGCGCGUCGGACCGCUACCCCAGCCCACCCCGACAACAGGCGGGCGCCUUUGCUGGCGGCGGCGGGGGCGGGGCGGGCGCGGACGGCGAGGGCUCCGCCGCGGCGCUAGCUGAGCGGCAUGACGAGCUAAUGGACAGCAUCCUGCUGGAGGAGGAGAACCUGGUGGCGUUCCACCGGGCCAAGCUGGAGGAGGACAUGGAGACCAUGCGGCAGGAGAUGGCGCUGCUGCAGGAGGUGGACAAGCCCGGCAGCGAGAUCGACCACUACGUAGAGCAGAUGAGCGCGCUGCUCAACAUCAAGCGUCAGGGCAUCCAGGAGCUGCAGGCCAAACUGGACACAUUCAAGGCUAAGCUGCGCGAGGAGGAGGCGCUCAGCCGCACCGUGCACAAGAUCCGGACAUAGGCUAGCUACAUAGUGCGCGAGAAUGCAGGCGCGGUGGCCCGUUUCAGCGGUUGGCGACGUACGGUAGUAGUAAGCAGGAUGGGCGGCAUGAGGUGCAGACUCAGUAGGCUCAUCUAAUUCGCGCAGUAGUACGCGUUUCGCGUUAGCUAUCCCCAGCAGAUAGGGGCGUAUGGCCAAGCUUGUCCGAGAACCUAUGGUUUCGGACAGCACGGCGUCUGGCGUGCUUAGUGGCGUGUCUAGCUGCAGCUGGGGUUCUUUCUUUGCACACGGUAAGCAAUUCUUGCUUACUCGUGGGGAAACUGCCUCCUUAGACGUAGAAGAACCCGGCGUCAGGGAGCCGAGCACCAUACCAGGCAUAGAGAAGCAUACGAGCAUAGAGAAGCAGACCAGUGUUGGCAGGUCGGGGGAGAAGCUGUUGGGGUGCAGAGAAACGCAGAGACGCGAGUUUAUCUUGGAGACUCAGACUCAGAGGCGCUGUAAUGGCGUCUCAGCAGAUUGCAUUUGGUGCAGUCCUGUGCAAUGCAGCUUUGGUGGUAUAGUGUGGGGUACUUGUAGGAAAGGCGCGGAUUCGAAGACUUGGGAGGGGGCCUCUCUCCGUGCAUUUGGCGCGCACGAGGAGUGACUUGCUACCUUGCUUG